This is a messenger RNA of Nilaparvata lugens (brown planthopper), 843 nucleotides long. Its product is annotated as neuroligin-4, Y-linked. Gene Ontology annotation, molecular function: signaling receptor activity; neurexin family protein binding. The record is from RefSeq and is a predicted model, not a curated record. Gene Ontology annotation, cellular component: synapse; cell surface; postsynaptic membrane. The coding region runs from base 343 to 843 and encodes 166 amino acids. NCBI's taxonomy places the organism in Eukaryota, Metazoa, Arthropoda, Insecta, Hemiptera, Delphacidae. The transcript is spliced from 3 exons. Gene Ontology annotation, biological process: chemical synaptic transmission; presynaptic membrane assembly; postsynaptic membrane assembly.
UACUUAAUUAUCGUUCAAUAAUUAACAAUAAACCGUAAUCAGUGAUAGGAGUCCAAGUGAAAUGUGAUUUUACUACAUAAACUUUAUUGUCAAAUUUGUGCAAAUCACGUACUUCGUUUUAAAAUGUGAUUCAUUAUGGCAUCUCCACAUUCUACAUCCUAGGGCAGUGUUUCCCAUUUCCCCAGUGUUGCCCCAGAAAUAUGAAAUCCCUUCAAAAUGUCCCCAAAGAGCCCCCAUUUAUUAAACCUCAGCAAUUGGUUGAUCCUAGCAGUGGGCGGGGCGAUCCCAGUGUUUCAUGUUAGGUGUUCAACAACCAAUCAGAUGCUAGCAUUCCGGUAGAAAAUGGGGGGAGCAGUGUGUAGUUACGGGCUGGCCUAUCUACUAUUAAACAAUAGGUUGGAUUAUUUCUGGGUGUUGUUGAUUUUCGCCACGUUUAGCGAGUUAUGUGUGGCGUUGAGUGCUACUAGGACAAUACACACGAAAUAUGGUGACGUCAGCGGGGUCAUUGUGACCCCCGACAAUCGCCAUUUAGAUGCGGUGGAGGUUUUUAAGGGUAUACCCUACGCGUCCCCCCCUGUAGGUUCCCUAAGGUUUAUGCCCCCCGUUACGGGGGCCCUGUGGUCGGGAGUGAAGGUUGCCGAUAGGUUUAGCCCCGUGUGUCCCCAGAGGUUGCCCGAUAUCUCUAAUGAGACCUUAGCCCUGAAAAAGAUGCCCCGUGGACGUCUGGAGUACCUGAAGCGGUUGCUGCCCUACCUGCAGAAUCAGAGUGAGGACUGUCUCUACCUCAACAUCUACGCUCCAGCACAAGGUUUCCCUGUAGCCUCCAGUGUGUUCUUUAACUAA